UACAAAGAACCCACAAGUUGAAACCCAUCGUCAUCUGCAUCUCAAGUUUUUCUUAUUCUCCCUUCCUCCUCCUCCUCUUUUUCUUAUUCUUCUUUUUUUCUCGAAAAAAAAGAGAACAAAAAUUAUCUUUUAUCAGUGUUUUUUACAAUAAUGUACAAUCUUCAGGCCUUUGUGGUCGCGCUUUUAGCGACUGGGAUUCUGAGUGCACCUCAACGACCUCAAAGUGGAUCUGAGAAGGAUGCAGUCAUCACCUCACAGCAACUUGAAGUCAGUCACGAUGGAUCCUACGUUAACAAUUUCGAGACGAGCAACGGCAUCAGCCAUCAGGAAUCGGGACAGACAAAGCAAGUCGAUCAGGAAACGCCGGUCGUUGCUCAAGGUUCGAAUUCUUAUACAUCGCCAGAAGGUGAAAGAGUGAGCAUAACAUUUGUGGCCGAUGAAAAUGGCUAUCAAGUUCAAGGCUCCCAUAUACCAACACCACCUCCAAUUCCACCAGAAAUUCAAAAGGCGCUCGCCUGGAUUCUCGCUCAUCCCGAGGAGAAUGAUUUGGGACAGGGAAAUCCACCACCUAGAAGAGGUUGAUCAUCAUCAUCCCAAAACGCGACACAUUCGAAAGAAUCCAGCAUCCAUGGACAAAAUAGACCCCAGCUUUCCAUCUAUUCCAUAUAAGAAUAAUUAUAUUGUGGUAUAAUAAUAUAAUCCAUAAAAAAAAUUAAUAAAAAUACGCAUUAUAGAAAUUUGUUAUUAAAAAAAAACCAAUAGGCAUGUAUCGCGAUUCGUUAACAAUCGAACCGACAAAAAAGAAUUUAGUUUUUUGUACCAAAAAAUUAAAAAAAGAAAAGAAUGUUAAUCUAGAGAAUAAAAAUACUUUUUUUUUGUUACGACUUCGUGACACAAUGAGCGACAAUGUGCUUAUAUUAUUAAUAUUAUUAUUAAAAUAAUUAUUACCAAUUA
This is a messenger RNA of Leptopilina heterotoma, 954 nucleotides long. RefSeq names its product endocuticle structural glycoprotein SgAbd-3-like (gene CPR14). The record is from RefSeq and is a predicted model, not a curated record. Gene Ontology annotation, cellular component: chitin-based extracellular matrix. Gene Ontology annotation, molecular function: structural constituent of chitin-based larval cuticle. NCBI's taxonomy places the organism in Eukaryota, Metazoa, Arthropoda, Insecta, Hymenoptera, Figitidae. The transcript is spliced from 4 exons. Bases 151 to 582 code for a protein of 143 amino acids.